AUGCUAAAGUAGACAUCUGCUCAUUUAUAUGGGCACGCAUGCUAGCAUGACUCCUCUAUCCUUGAAAAAAUCAUGCCACAAGAGUAUUACGAUUCUAUUGAGGAAAUAAGCUUAAAAAGAAAAUUGGCAGGAGGAACUCCUUAACCUUUUAGAGUUACUAUAGAUCCCUCCUAUUUAGAUGAUCCUGCCAAUGGAAGUGGCAUGGAUUCCACAAAAAAAAACUAUAUUAUCAAGAUUAUGAAUACAGCAUAAAUGUUCCUUAAGAAUUUCAUCAAGGUAAUUCCUCGAACAACACCUAUUAAAAAGAGAGGUUCAGCAACAUGCUACGAUAUAAAUGUUCCUGCUGCUCUAUAAAGUACUGGAGUUAGUAAUAGUGAUCUUCAUAUUUUAGUAACUUUUGAAAAUACACCUAGUAGUUCAGCUUUAGCUAAUGCAGUUGCUUGUGACUACGACCCUGGUCCUAUUGUUGGUAGAAUUAAAUUUAAUAUUGGCACAAUGAAAAAUAUUGGAACAACUACUUAGGCUUUCGAAUCAGAUUUUGCAACAGCUAUUCAUGAAUUAACUCAUGUAUUAGGCUUUUCUUCUAGCGCUAUGCAGUAUUGGAUUGAUCCAGAUACAAAUCAACCCUAUUUAGCUAAUGUUGGAAAAAUUUAGGUCAAAGAUACUGUAAGAGGAGUUAGUAAUGUUAUAAAACUAAAGUCUAAAAAUGUUCUUGAUACCGCAAGGAGAUAUUACAAUUGCCCAUCUCUAGACUCUGUACCAUUAGAAAAUUAAGGUGGAUCAGGUUCUUUUGGUUCUCAUUGGGAAAGAGAUUUGAUUCAAAAUGAAUAUAUGACAGCUAGCGCUAUUUUAGGCCAUGCAAUAAUUUCAGAAUUUACAGCUGCUUUACUUGUAGAUACAGGAUUUUAUGCCGAAAUAAAUUCAAAUAUGGUAGAAAAAGGAUAUUGGGGUAGGGGGAAAGGCUGUGAUUUUAUAAAUAAAUCUUGUGAUGAUACAAAUUAAUAAUACCCUGAGUUUAGUUAUGAUAAUAAGGUUAAGUGUGAUUUCUAUUCAGUUGGAUACGGUACCCUUGCAAGUGAUUAGUUUUCUCAAUGUAAGGUUAUUUAAGACUAUUCAAAUGGAUAAUGUUUUGAUGAUACUCAAAUGGCACCUAAUAUUAUUACAAGAAAUAAUUCAGGUUCAGGAUCUAAAUGUUUUAUUUCUACUUCUUUAGAUAAAAGGUAUAACAUAUCUGGUGAUAAUGGGAUUAGAUGCCAUAAAUAUACAUGUAAUGCAGAUAAUUCAGCAAUAAGCGUUAAUUUAUGGAAAGAUGCUAGUCUUAAUAUUUAAAUUAAUUGCAGUUCUUAGAAUCAAGUUAUUGAUUUAACCACUGUCUCUGCAGAUACAAAAGGUAGUUUAACAUGUCCAGCAGAUUUUAGUUUAUUUUGCAGUUUUCCUAAAUCUUGUAUAAACUUUUGUAGUGGAAAUGGUAUUUGCUCAAAUGCUGUAUGCUAUUGCUUAGAUGGGUUUGCAGGUGAAGAUUGCUCUAAAUCAUGCCCUUCACCUUAAGUAUGGGAUGGCACCUAAUGUGUGUUGAAUUGCACUGGAACUUCUUUUUUAAACCCUGAUAAUACUUGCAAACCUACUUGUCCUAAGGCUUACUUUAAGAAUACUAAUAAAAAUACAUGCGAUAUAUGUAAUAAAGCAUGCAGUAUCUGUACAGAUUCUUCUAAUUCUUCUUGUAGUGAAUGUAACUCUCCAUAUGUAUUGAAAGGAACAACUUGUUAAGAUCCAUCAGCUGUAAUAACUUGCGAUUCUACAUGUCUUACUUGCAGUGGCUCUGCUAAUAACUAGUGUUUAACUUGUUCUGAUGGAAGAUUUUUAGAUUCAUAAAAUUAGUGCACACUUUGUUAAUCUCCUUGCAAAAACUGUACAGACUCAGCAACUAAAUGCACAAGCUGUAUUACCGACUAUACUUUUAAUUCAUCAACCAAUACUUGCUCACCUAUAUGCGAUUUAAGUUGCCUAACUUGCUCUUCCCCAAAAGAUGCUACUAAAUGUUUGAGUUGUAGCGAUGGUUAUUUUUUAUCAUCUGGCAAAUGUUAAUAAUGCUCAUCUCCUUGCUCUAAAUGUGUAGAUUCUGCUUCUAAAUGUUUAUCUUGCAUAACAAAUUAUACUUUUGACAAUCCAUCAAACUCAUGUAAGCCUAAUUGUGACUCUUCUUGCAAAACAUGCUCAUAACCUAUUGACCAAAAUAAUUGCUUGAGCUGUAAUGAUGGAUCAUUCUUAGAUGGCACAAAAUGUUCACCAUGUUCUUCACCUUGUAAAACAUGCGACUCAUCAUCUACAAAAUGCCUAUCUUGUAUAGCAAAUUAUACAUAUGAUAAUACUAAAAAUAUUUGUAAUCCUGUUUGUGAUUCUUCAUGCAAAAAUUGUAGUAAACCCAAUGAUCUGAAUUCUUGUACUUCUUGUAAUGAUGGAUCUUUUCUUGAUGGAAGUAAGUGCUCUCCCUGCACGUUACCAUGUAAAACUUGUGACACAUCAUCAACAAAGUGUCUUUCUUGUAUUACAGAUUAUACAUAUGAUAGUUCUAAUAAUUAGUGUAAUCCUAAUUGCGAUGCUUCUUGUAAAACUUGUUCUAAACCUAAAGACCCAAAUUCUUGUUUAAGUUGCAGUGAUGGUUCUUUCUUAGAUGGUGCAAAGUGUUCUAUUUGUACUUCACCUUGUAAAACAUGUGACUCGUUAUCUACAAAAUGUUUUUCAUGUGUUGCAAAUUAUACUUAUGAUAGUUCUAAAAAUACUUGUAGCCCUAUAUGCGAUUCUUCAUGCAAAAAUUGCAGUAAACCUAAUGAUCCAAAUGCUUGUACUUCUUGUAAUGAUGGUUCUUUCCUUGAUGGAAAUAAAUGUACUGUCUGUACACCACCUUGUAAAACAUGUGAUACAUAAGCAACAAAGUGUUUAUCUUGUAUUACAGAUUAUACAUAUGAUAGUUCUAAAAAUUAGUGUAAUCCUGACUGUGAUAUUUCAUGUAAGACAUGCUAAAAGCCUAAAGAUGCUAAUCAGUGUUUGAGUUGCAACGAUGGAGCUUUCCUAGAUGGAACUAAAUGUACUUUGUGUACUUCACCUUGUAAAACAUGUGAUACUUUAUCUACUAAAUGCUCAUCUUGUGUUACUAAUUACACUUAUGAUAACUCAAAAAAUUAAUGUAAUCCUGACUGUGACGCCUCUUGUAAAACUUGUUCAAAUCCAAAAGAUGCUAAUCAGUGUUUAAGUUGUAACGAUGGAGCUUUUCUUGAUGGUACAAAAUGUACUUUAUGUACUCCACCUUGUAAAACUUGCGAUACUUCUUCAUCUAAAUGCUUAUCAUGCAUUCCAAGUUAUUAACUUGAUAAUUCAAAUAAUAAAUGCAACCCUACAUGUGAUGUUUCAUGUAAAACGUGCUCAUAGCCUAUUGAUCCAAAUUCAUGUCUGAGCUGCAAUGAUGGAUUCUUUUUAGAUGGGACAAAAUGCUCAGCAUGUUCCUCACCUUGUAAAACAUGUGACUCUUCAUCUACAAAAUGCUUAUCAUGUGUUGCAAAUUAUACUUAUGAUAGUUCUAAAAAUACUUGUAGCCCUAUAUGCGAUUCUUCCUGCAAAAAUUGCAGUAAACCUAAUGACCCAAACGCUUGUACUUCUUGUAAUGAUGGAUCUUUCCUUGAUGGAAAUAAAUGUACUGUCUGUACAUCACCUUGUAAAACAUGCGAUACACAAGCAACAAAGUGCUUAUCUUGUAUAACAGAUUAUACAUAUGAUAGUUCUAAAAAUUAAUGUAAUCCUGACUGUGAUAUCUCAUGUAAAACAUGCUCAAAACCUAAAGAUGCUAAUUAGUGUUUGAGUUGUAAUGAUGGAGCCUUUCUUGAUGGAACAAAAUGUACUUUGUGUACUUCACCUUGUAAAACAUGUGAUACUUUAUCUACUAAAUGCUCAUCUUGUGUUACUAAUUACACUUAUGAUAACUCAAAAAAUUAAUGUAAUCCUGACUGUGAUAUCUCAUGUAAAACAUGCUCAAAACCUAAAGAUGCUAAUUAGUGUUUGAAUUGUAAUGAUGGAGCCUUUCUUGAUGGAACAAAAUGUACUUUAUGUACUUUACCUUGUAAAACAUGUGAUACUGUUUCUACUAAAUGCUCAUCUUGUGUUACUAAUUAUACUUACGAUAGCUCAAAAAAUUAAUGUAAUCCUGACUGUGACGCCUCAUGUAAAACUUGUUCAAAUCCAAAAGAUGCUAAUCAGUGUUUAAGUUGUAACGAUGGAGCUUUUCUUGAUGGUACAAAAUGUACUUUAUGUACUCCACCUUGUAAAACUUGCGAUACUUCUUCAUCUAAAUGCUUAUCAUGCAUUCCAAGUUAUUAACUUGAUAAUUCAAAUAAUAAAUGCAACCCUACAUGUGAUGUUUCAUGUAAAACGUGCUCAUAGCCUAUUGAUCCGAAUUCAUGUUUGAGCUGCAAUGAUGGAUUCUUUUUAGAUGGGACAAAAUGCUCAGCAUGUUCCUCACCUUGUAAAACAUGUGACUCUUCAUCUACAAAAUGCUUAUCAUGUGUUGCAAAUUAUACUUAUGAUAGUUCUAAAAAUACUUGUAGCCCUAUAUGCGAUUCUUCCUGCAAAAAUUGCAGUAAACCUAAUGACCCAAACGCUUGUACUUCUUGUAAUGAUGGAUCUUUCCUUGAUGGAAAUAAAUGUACUGUCUGUACAUCACCUUGUAAAACAUGUGAUACAUAAGCAACAAAGUGUUUAUCUUGUGUUACAGAUUAUACAUAUGAUAGUUCUAAAAAUUAGUGUAAUCCUGACUGUGAUAUCUCAUGUAAAACAUGCUCAAAACCUAAAGAUGCUAAUCAGUGUUUGAGUUGUAAUGAUGGAGCUUUUCUUGAUGGAACAAAAUGUACUUUGUGUACUUCACCUUGCAAAACAUGUGAUACUUUAUCUACUAAAUGCUCAUCUUGUGUUACUAAUUACACUUAUGAUAACUCAAAAAAUUAAUGUAAUCCUGACUGUGAUAUCUCAUGUAAAACAUGCUCUAAGCCUAAAGAUGCUAAUUAGUGUUUGAGUUGUAAUGAUGGAGCCUUUCUUGAUGGAACAAAAUGUACUUUAUGUACUUUACCUUGUAAAACAUGUGAUACUAUUUCUACUAAAUGCUCAUCUUGUGUUACUAAUUAUACUUACGAUAGCUCAAAAAAUUAAUGUAAUCCUGACUGUGACGCCUCAUGUAAAACUUGUUCAAAUCCAAAAGAUGCUAAUCAGUGUUUAAGUUGUAACGAUGGAGCUUUUCUUGAUGGUACAAAAUGUACUUUAUGUACUCCACCUUGUAAAACUUGCGAUACUUCUUCAUCUAAAUGCUUAUCAUGCAUUCCAAGUUAUUAACUUGAUAAUUCAAAUAAUAAAUGCAACCCUACAUGUGAUGUUUCAUGUAAAACGUGCUCAUAGCCUAUUGAUCCAAAUUCAUGUCUGAGCUGCAAUGAUGGAUUCUUUUUAGAUGGAACCAAAUGCUCAGCAUGUUCCUCACCUUGUAAAACAUGUGACUCUUCAUCUACAAAAUGCUUAUCAUGUGUUGCAAAUUAUACUUAUGAUAGUUCUAAAAAUACUUGUAGCCCUAUAUGCGAUUCUUCCUGCAAAAAUUGCAGUAAACCUAAUGACCCAAACGCUUGUACUUCUUGUAAUGAUGGAUCUUUCCUUGAUGGAAAUAAAUGUACUGUCUGUACAUCACCUUGUAAAACAUGCGAUACACAAGCAACAAAGUGCUUAUCUUGUAUAACAGAUUAUACAUAUGAUAGUUCUAAAAAUUAAUGUAAUCCUGACUGUGAUAUCUCAUGUAAAACAUGCUCAAAACCUAAAGAUGCUAAUUAGUGUUUGAGUUGUAAUGAUGGAGCCUUUCUUGAUGGAACAAAAUGUACUUUAUGUACUUUACCUUGUAAAACAUGUGAUACUGUUUCUACUAAAUGCUCAUCUUGUGUUACUAAUUACACUUAUGAUAACUCAAAAAAUUAAUGUAAUCCUGACUGUGAUAGUUCAUGCAAAAGCUGUGUUGCUCCAAAAGAUCCAACAAAAUGUUAAGAAUGUAAUAAAGGUUCUUAUUUAUCAAGUGGUUAAUGUUUGAAAUGUAACUCUUCAUGUAAUGAAUGUGUUGAUAAUGAUUCGAAAUGUACAAGUUGCUUGCCAGAUUAUAGCUUUGAUAGUUUAAAAAAUAUAUGUACACCUAUUUGUGAUAGUUCUUGUAAGACAUGUUUAUAUCCUAAAGAUUCUACCAAGUGUACUUCGUGUUAAGAUGGAAGUUUUUUAUUUAAUGGAAAAUGUUCCCCAUGCAAAUUACCCUGUAGCACAUGUGAAAAUAAAGAAGAUUAAUGCUUAUCUUGCUAAAUAAAUUAUACAUUUGACCAUGUUAAUAAGAUUUGUUAAGCUGAUUGCGAUUCCAGUUGUAAAACAUGUUCUUCUCCCAAAGAUUCAAACUCAUGUUUAUCUUGUUAAGAUGGGUAUUUUUUAAGUGGCAAAUAGUGUAUACCAUGCAGCAGUCCAUGCAAAACCUGCAAUGUUAGCUCCACUACAUGUUUAUCUUGUAUAUCAGACACUGAUUAUUAAUAUAAAUCAGCAUCUAAUAAAUGUGAACCAAUUUGUGACUUAUCGUGUUUGACAUGUAGUGAACCAAAAAAUCCUUUUAAAUGCAUUUCUUGUAAUGAUGGCACAUAUUUAAAUUCUAAUUAAUGUUAAAAAUGUCAAGCACCUUGCUUAACUUGUUAAAAUUUAUCAACUUAGUGCUUGUCUUGCAUAGAUUCCAAGUAUACUUAUGACAGUACUACAAACACUUGUAAAUCUAUAUGCCACGCUAGCUGUAAGACAUGCACUAAUCCAGAUGAUGCUAAUGCUUGUAGCUCUUGUUUUGAUGGUUCAUUUUUAAAUGGAUCUACUUGCCAACAAUGCUAAGCCCCAUGUUAAAAUUGUUAAAAUACUGGAAGUAAUUGCCUAUCAUGCAUCGCAGGAUAUUAAUUUAAAUCAUCAAACACUUGUGAAAUAAUAUGUUCUAGCUCAUGCUAAUCUUGUUCAAAACCAUUAGAUGAUAAAUCAUGUACUAGCUGUUCUGAUGGAUACUUUUUAUCAGGUACCUAAUGCCUACCAUGCUAAGCUCCUUGCUAAAAUUGUGUAGACUCUGCUAAUAAGUGUUUAAGCUGUAUAUCUUAAACAGAUUAUAAAUUUGUAGUAUCUAAUAAUUCAUGCUAAAUGAUUUGCGAUUCUACAUGUAAAACAUGCAGUGAGCCAAAUAAUCCAUUAAAAUGUUAAGAUUGUUUAGAUGGGAGCUAUUUAUUAAAUGGGGAGUGUAAAAAAUGCACAUCUCCAUGUGGAAAUUGCUAAACAAGUCCUUCUAAAUGUUUUUCUUGCAUUAGCUCUGAUUAUACCUUAAAUGCUAGUAGUAAUACAUGUGAACCUGUAUGUGAUAGCUCAUGUAAACUUUGUUCUUCUCCUAAAGAUUCUUCUAAAUGUACUACUUGUCAAGAUGGAUUUUACUUUGAUGGAGGAUUUUGUAAAAAGUGCUCAUUACCUUGCUCAAAGUGCAUUGAUAACGAUUAAAAGUGUACUUAAUGUAUUGAUAAUGUUAAUUAUAAGUUCGAUGCUCCUACAAAUAAGUGUAUCAAAUAAUGCCAUUCUUCGUGUAAAGAUUGUUCAGAUCCAUAAGAUAUUUCUAAGUGUAUUUCUUGCAAUGAUGGAUUUUAUUUAGAUUCUGGUUAUUGCAAAAAAUGUACCUCACCUUGCAAUACUUGUAAAAAUUCAUCUGAAUGUUUGACGUGUUAAUCUGGAUACACUCUUGACAUUUCCUCUAAUCAAUGUUAACCUUAAUGCGAUUCAUCUUGUUUAACUUGCAGUAAACCAAACGAUGCAAACUCCUGCUAAUCAUGCAAAGAUGGUUCAUUUUUGAAUAACUUAUCAUAAUGUUUAUCUUGUAAAUCUCCAUGCUCAAAAUGUAAUGGGUCUGCAGAUAAAUGUACAGCUUGUAUUACAAAUUAUAAUUUAAAUAAUUCGUUAUAAUAAUGCUCUCCAAUUUGUGAUUCAAGUUGCAAAACUUGCUCAGAGGCUAAAGAUGCAUCAAAAUGCUUAUCUUGUAAUGAUGGAUUUUAUUUAGAUUCAGGAAUGUGCAAAAAGUGUAUCUCACCAUGUAGUAAUUGUAAAAAUAGUACUUAAUGCUUGACUUGUGAAACGGGAUACACUUUAGACGUUGCUUCUAGUUAGUGCCUACCUCAGUGUGAUUCAUCUUGUUUAACUUGCAGCAAACCGAAUGACGCAAACUCAUGUUUAUCAUGCAAAGAUGGUUCAUUUUUGAAUGGUUUAUCAUAAUGCUAACCUUGUAAAUCUCCAUGCUCAAAAUGUAAUGGAUUAGCAGAUAAAUGUACAGCUUGUAUUACAAAUUAUAAUUUAAAUAUUUCAUUACAGUCAUGCUCUCCAGUUUGUGAUUCAAGUUGUAAAACUUGCUCAGAGGCUCAAGAUGCUUCAAAAUGCUUAUCAUGUUAAGAUGGUUUUUUCUUAAUCUCAAAUACAUGCUAAAAAUGUAAGCAACCAUGCUAAACAUGCUAAGAUCAAGCAGAUAAAUGUUUAUCUUGUAUUUCAAAUGAUUUUAAGUAUGAUGCAUUGCAAUUUAAGUGCACUUCAAGUUGUCAUUCUUCAUGCAAAACUUGUACUGGGCCUUCUUAAUCAAAUUGUACAAGUUGUUUUGACAGUUUUUAUUUAGAUAAUAAUUAAUGCUAAACAUGUCUUUCACCCUGUGAUAAUUGCUCAAUAUCUCAAGACAACUGCACAUCUUGUAUAAAUGGCUAUAAUUUAAAUAGUAAUAAAUGUGAAAUAAUUUGCGAUUCUUCUUGCCAAACCUGCUCUGCUCCUAAAAGCCCAAACAGUUGUACUAGCUGUAAAGAUGGAUUUUACUUAGAUAAAGGUCAAUGUAAACCUUGUUAAUCUCCUUGCUCAAAAUGCUCUAGCUCCGAAACUUAAUGCACAGAUUGUAUUUCAAAUUAUAAAUUAGCAUCUAAUUAAUGUAUACCUAUAUGUGAUAAAUCAUGCAAAAAUUGCUCAAAACCUAUUGAUAGUAACUUUUGUUUGAGUUGUUUUGAUGGAUAUUAUUUGAGUGGCUCUUAAUGUCUAAAAUGUAACAGCCCAUGUGAAACUUGUGAAACAAAUUCUUCAAAAUGUUUAACCUGUCAAACAGGAUAUUAAUUAAGUCUAAAAAAUCCAAACACUUGUGAGCCUUCAUGCGAUUCUUCUUGUUUAACUUGUUCUUCAAAUUCAAAUCCAAAUGCUUGCUUAUCAUGCCCAGAUGGAAGAUAUUUAGAAAGUAAUCAAUGUAAAUUGUGUCCAGUAAAUUGUCUUACUUGCUCUAGCAUUUCCAAAUGUGAAAGCUGUAAAUUAAAUUAUGGUCUUGAUUUAAAAACAGGAUCUUGUCAAUUAAUCUGCGAUAAAUCUUGUCUAUCUUGCAGCCUUCCAAAUAAUCCAAAAGCUUGUCUAAGUUGUACUUCAAACAAAAUAUUAAUUGAUGGCAGCUGUUAAGAUUGCCCAUAGGGUCAAUAUUUUAAUUUGAACCAAUGCUCAAAAUGUUCAAGCAACUGUAAAAUUUGUAAAGAUUCCAAUACAUGCAAUAUUUGUGAAGAUGGAUAUUCUUUAGACUCAAACAAAUCAUGCAAAGAAAAUUCUCAAAGUUAUAAAUGUCAUUAUACUUGUAAUACUUGUUUAGGUACUUUAUACUCUCAUUGUACGUCUUGCGCAGGAAAUAGAGUCCUAAAUAACAAAUCUGACAAGACCAAAGCUUCAUAAAUUGUUGGAACUUGUGACUGCCCAUCUGGAACAUCCGAUUUUAAUUAGCCUUUUUGUGAUUAAUCUAAAAUGUAAGAGUCUAUUAAAACCACAGAAACUGCAUUCUUAAUCUCAUCAGGAUCCACAACAACUGUUUUAGCUAUUGUAUCUGCAAACCCACUGAUUUUAGGAAGUUUAAUAGAAUUCAGUUAGACUAUAAGCUUUUUCACCUAUAUUAAUGAGAAACCCGCUCUAGGUUUUGAUGAUGUAGCCUAAAACUUGUAUAUAGCUCAUAUAACUAAAAUAUUUAACUUCGAUGGAAUGAGAAAAAAUAAAUCUUCUAGACUUUUAUAAAGUACUUCUUCAUAAAAUUAAUUAGGUGAACAAGGAUUUAAUAACAAUUCAAAGAUACCACUUAAUGAUAAAUAUCCAGAAUUCGUUGUAAAUGCUUUAGCAAUUUUAGUUCUUACUGGCUUAGCUUGGUUAUUGUCUGCCUUAACAAGCAUCAUCACUAUCUAAGAUCCAAACUCAUUUACUGCAAAAAUUAAAAAAAUAUUUUGCAUAUCAUUUACAAUUUGUAUAUUUGUGUUAACAAGUCAAGAGUUUAGCUUGUUAAUAUUUUUCUAAUUCUAAUAGCUAGGUAUGGAAAAUUAAAUAGACACUGCCAGUGCUUUCUUAUCCUUCAUUGUUUUUGCUUAUAUAUUAGGAUUUUUAGGAUAUCUUUUCUAUAAAUUAAAUUAUUAAUAAGUUUUAACUAAACCUAUGUUUAUAGCUUAAUCUGCAUUAAAAACUUCUGCAAAAGUGCAUCCUAUAUUUGGAGUUGAUAUUUCUCAAGCAAAGGAGGAAAAAACAAUAACAAACCCUGAUUAUUAUACCUUCUAUAUCCUUCAUUUAUAUAUAAAGCAGAACUCUUUCUUAAAUCGAGCUUUUAUUCAAAUAAUAGUGAUUAGAAAAAUUAUUACUUCUGUUAUUAUGACUUUUGGAUAUUAAAAUCCUAUUACAUAAGUUAGUAUACUAUUAGCACUAUACUUUAUGUAUUGGCUUUACAUAAUUUUGAGCAGACCGUUUAAAGAAGUUAAGCAUAUGAUAUUAUACUCGGUUAUUGAAACAAUAACUUUAAGCAUGUAUAUUUUAUACUUAAUACUUCUCAACAACGAAUCAGAUAAUGAAAAGCAGAAAACAAUUUCUUUGGUGAUGUUAAUUCUCAUUCUUGUAGCUUUAUUAUUUUAUCUAUUAGUUUCCUUUAUUUAUCUUGUCUUAUUUGCUGUAUAAUGCCUCAAAAAAUGUGGCGAUAAACAAAAUGAUAUUGCUGUUGUAAAUAUAUCCAAUCACUUUGAAAAAGAUUAAAGCAAUGCUCAGUUUAAUUAAUAACCUAUUUAAGAAUCAAAGAUAUAUACUAAGCCUUUGGAUAUGAGUUAUAAUCCAAAUAGUUAGUAACAUAAAAUUGUAAGUUAUGUAUAACAUGAUAAAAUGAACUGUAGUGUGACUAAUAACCAAUCAAUCAUCUAAGAAAACUAAAAUCUUUCUAAGCAAAUCAUAUCAGAUACAGUAUUUUUAGAAAGUCCUGAUAGAAGCAAAUAAAAUAUUAAUAUUAUAUAAUAGCAACCAUAAUAAGAUAACAUUAACACAACAAACCGCAUAAGACUUAUAUAAGGUUAUUAAAUCGAUAAAUUAUAGCCAUAAGAUGAUAUACUUCCUGAAAAAAUAUCAUAAUCAAAGAUACCAGACGUUUUUAAUGAGCCUUUGAAUUACUCUAGGGCUAGAAAAGCUAGAAAAUUUUAAGACAUAUUUUGA
Messenger RNA from Tetrahymena thermophila SB210, 11568 nucleotides. RefSeq names its product leishmanolysin family protein. The transcript has 6 exons. Lineage: Eukaryota; Ciliophora; Oligohymenophorea; Hymenostomatida; Tetrahymenidae. Gene Ontology annotation, molecular function: protein binding. The record is from RefSeq and is a predicted model, not a curated record.